AUGUUGAACCUCUUUAGUUCUAGAGAGAACACUAAGGGCGCUUCCCCGCGAUUAUAUCACUACGUCGAACGACUCUUUAAUACUACGCGUGAUAUAUAUUAUUACCGUCGUGGUCGUAUAAAGCCUAAGACUAUUAAGGAGCUUAUGCUUUUCCUUUAUAUAUUAAGGUUUGAUCUCGAGGAGUAG
Messenger RNA from Penicillium cataractarum, 186 nucleotides. RefSeq lists its product as uncharacterized. The coding region runs from base 1 to 186 and encodes 61 amino acids. The transcript has 2 exons. NCBI's taxonomy places the organism in Eukaryota, Fungi, Ascomycota, Eurotiomycetes, Eurotiales, Aspergillaceae. The record is from RefSeq and is a predicted model, not a curated record.